GAGAUUUUAGUAGCGUGUCUACAACGUCAAUGCACGACAAUGUCCACAGGUUUUCCUUUUGUCAUUUUGGAUUGUGAAUAGAUGGUGAGAACUUGUAUUUUUGACACAAUGCAUUCAUUCUCCUUGUGACAGCUGUAGAAAAUUGGAAAUAAGCGAGAUUUAGAACCGAAAUCUCUAACACUUUGGAGUCUUGGAAUGAGAAAAGAAUGCAAACAAGCCAAGUGGUUGCGCCAAAGCUAUUUCUCACAGCGAUCAAGACGAUGCUUGUUUGGGGCCGCUUAUGCAUGUAAAGCAUGUCGGUGAAAAGUUUGCUUAUUAGACUGUCAACGGCGAACGCGAAGGCCCCCUGCUUAUAUUUUCUUUCUUCCUACUCCCGUGCUUGCUUGGAUGUUGGUUGAAAAACUGUUUCACGAAUGAUAUAUCACGGAGCGUAUGCGUCGAUUAGACUUUGAGUAAUUUGCCACGAAAGUAUAUCUCUCUUAGUUGUGAGUCAAAAAAUCUAUAUGUCCAUGUAAGUCAUAGCGAACACUUACAAGGAAGUGCGUGGACUUGUCGUAUCUUCGAUAGAGUUGUUACGCGAACUCGAGGGGAAAAUGUUGCCGCAGAGUGCAUCUUCACUCCAGAAGGACUGGAUGCAGAUCCUGAUCGGACUUAUUUGGUUCACUGUCAUUCUGAUCAUGUUGCUGGCUAAGAUGAAAGCGGUCCAAGAUGGGCUCUUGUUGGUCUUCUUGUGUGGUGCGACGGCUGUGCAGAAUUCCGAGACCAUAUUACCGUGGGUAACAAAGGACCAGCGAGUCGCAAGGAAUUUUACCGCACUCCAGAAGCACCUAAAAUACGAAUGUCUCUUUGUGACAGUGCUCUCGUGGGCAGUCUUGGAAUUCGUGCACACAGGAAGGACUGCAAUUCCAAGUGCCGACGGAUGGUUGUAUUUUGGCUGGACCUACCAGCUAGUAAGCCUUCUGGUUCACCUGAGGCGGCCGACGUGGCUUUUAAACCCCGUGGUUGCGCUAGGUCUCCGGCACGGCACGAGACACUUGCAAAGAGUAGUGCUCUCGGACUUGCAGAUGUGGAUGUACGUGGUUUUCGAGGUACCACGCGUUACGUUUCCUUUUAUAUAUAUGUGGACUUACAACAACUGCUCUAGCUCUAGUCUGGAGUUUUAAAUGUGAUCUCAUUCCGAACCCGAAGGGAUCGGUUGCGGUCGACGUCUCGGCUAAGAAAAUCUAAAAUCUUGUCCCUCUGAUAUUGGUCUCCGUGGAUCAUUCCCUCGCUUGGUCUCUUGGCAAGCUCAAUAUCUUUGAUUGAUGGCAAUGCUGCACCAUCUGCACUUUCACCCAGCUCUCUGAGAAGCAAGGUGUCUGGUUCAUACUUGGAGAUCAAGAACUUCACUCGUUCGGAAGAUCGGCGAUGAUCUUUAUGUAUAGCUUCAGCAUGAUGAGAAAAGUUCACGAUGGUCUUCUGACGUCCAAGGGCGAUGAAGUCCGAAGAACGCACCCAGCCAAUCUGACAGUUUCGGCCUUGCCUUUCUCGCAGACGGGAAGACGAAGGAUUGGCAAUUUUUGAGAAAAUCCGGCUCACCAAGGACCACUAACUGCCUAAACCACAUUCUACCACAGGCACUCGGAAUGUUCUUAGGACUAAUGCUUCAUUGCGUGCGGACCUCUGAUACGGAUCACUUGUCGCUCUUUCAUACUAUGGAGCCGGAUUUCAGGUCGGCGAUGGAAGUGGGCGUAGCCUCGCUCGUAAGUUACGUCAUGGUGCGCAUAACUGCGAAAAGAACAAUCGGAACCACCAAAGAAGCGUAA
Amoebophrya sp. A25 is the source of this 1805-nucleotide messenger RNA. Lineage: Eukaryota; Dinophyceae; Syndiniales; Amoebophryaceae. The record is from the annotation of a GenBank genome assembly.